Messenger RNA from Hyalella azteca, 368 nucleotides. It is a transcript of the gene RpL18, whose product is annotated as 60S ribosomal protein L18. The record is from RefSeq and is a predicted model, not a curated record. NCBI's taxonomy places the organism in Eukaryota, Metazoa, Arthropoda, Malacostraca, Amphipoda, Hyalellidae. Gene Ontology annotation, biological process: translation. Gene Ontology annotation, cellular component: cytosolic large ribosomal subunit; ribosome. Gene Ontology annotation, molecular function: structural constituent of ribosome; RNA binding.
UCACGUCGUGGCAAGACCUGUGUUGUUGUGGGCACCAUCACUAAUGAUGUUCGCAUGUAUGAAAUUCCCAAGAACUUGAAGAUCUGCUGCCUGCGCAUUACGGACGACGCUCGCGCCCGCGUUGAAGGAGCUGGUGGAGAAGUGAUCACGUUCGAGCAGCUCGCCACCCGCAGCCCCACCGGCAAAGGAACUGUCCUCAUCCAGGGUCGUCGCAAAGCUCGCAAGCAGUUCCGUUACUUCGGAGCAGCUCCCGGUCAGCCGCGCAGCCACACUCGCCCUUACGUGCGCUCCAAGGGGCGCAAGUUCGAGCGCGCUCGUGGCCGCAGAACAAGCAGAGGCUUCAAGAAGUAAAUCUUCUGAUACCGAUA